Molecule: messenger RNA, 3593 nt
Organism: Trifolium pratense (red clover)
Lineage: Eukaryota; Viridiplantae; Streptophyta; Magnoliopsida; Fabales; Fabaceae
Product: pre-mRNA-processing protein 40A
Exons: 28
Coding region: 294-3302 (1002 amino acids)
Biological process (GO): mRNA cis splicing, via spliceosome
Cellular component (GO): U1 snRNP; U2-type prespliceosome
Molecular function (GO): RNA binding; protein binding
Source: RefSeq, a predicted model, not a curated record
GACUAUGCAAAGACCAAUUCAUCUCAAUUUUGAAGAAGACAAACCAUCACUCACCCAAAAAAAAAAAAAACACUUCUACAACUAAAAGCCAUUUUUUGUUAAAAAAAAAAGAAAAGAAAAAUUAAAACCCUAAAACAAGAAAACUCAUCGAUUUCACGAAAUCAAAACCCUUCUUGCAUCAUAAACCAACCUAAAUCGGAGUCAGUUCAAUUCAACUCAAAAUCUCGCCGGAAAACGGAGCGGACUUCAUCGUCGUCCGCCACAAACAGAAUUGUUUGUGAAAUUUUGUUUAGAUGGCAAAUAAUCCUCAACAACCUCCUUCUGGUAUUCAGUUUCGGCCAGUGAUUCAUCCACAGCAAGGGCAACCAUUUGUUCCAAUGACUUCACAACAAUUUGGACAUACAGGGCAUGCUGUUCCUUCGUCUAACGUCGGGAUGCCUGUCAUUCAGGGUCAGCAAUUGCAGUAUUCUCAACAAAUGCAACAGUUGACUCCAAGACAAAUUCAGCCCGGUCAUCCUGUGUCUUCAUCACAGGGUAUACCUAUGCCAUAUAUUCAAACAAACAGGCCACUGACAUCUGUUCCACAACAUGCACAGCAAGCUGUUCCCCACAUAAGCAAUCAUAUGCCUGGUUUGUCAGGAGCACCUCCUCAAUCUUCAUAUACAUUCGCACCAUCGUAUGGUCAGCAGCAAGACAAUGCUAAUGCAUUGCCCCAAUUCCAGCAUCCGCCUCAAAUGCUUGCACCUCCUGCUGGACAACCUUGGUCGUCCUCAGUACCUCAGAGUGCUGCAACUGUUACGCCAGUACAGCCGGCUGGAGUUCAAUCAUCUGGUACUGCAUCAAAUGAUGCUGCAACUAAUACCACUAACCAGAACUCUGCAUCUGAUUGGCAAGAGCAUGUUGCUGGUGAUGGGAGAAGAUAUUACUACAACAAGAAUACAAGGCAAUCUAGCUGGGAAAAACCUUUGGAGUUGAUGUCACCUCUUGAGAGGGCCGACGCGUCAACUGUCUGGAAAGAGUUCACUUCUUCAGACGGAAGAAAGUAUUAUUACAACAAGGUUACUCAGCAAUCAACAUGGACAAUACCAGAAGAACUCAAGCUGGCUCGUGAGCAGGCACAUAAAACUAUUAGCCAGGGGAUGGUGUCAGAAACAAGUGACACAUCCAAUGCUACGGCCUCCUCUGCAGCAGCAUCAACACCAGCUAAUGCAGCUAGUUCCAACACUUUGACAUCUAACGGUUUUGCUUCAAGCCCAACUUCUAUUACACCAAUUGUAGCUACUGAUCAGCAACGGAUGGUUUCUGGAUUAUCGGGGACCUCUGUUUCCCAUUCUGUAGUCACUUCAAGUACCACAGGAGUUGAACCAAGCACUGCUGUAAUUGUGAGCACUGCACCUACAACAGUUGCAGGAAGCUCAGGAGUAGCAGCCAGCUCACUUGAUUCAAAAAUUCCAUCCAUUGUUGAAAAUCAAGCAACUCAUGAUUCUACUUCCUCUGUAAAUGGAGCACCUCUUCAAGAUAUGGAGGAAGCCAAAAGAGGACUUCCUGUGGUUGGACCAACUAAUGUGACUCCUUCAGCGGAGAAGACCAAUGAUGGUGAAACUUUUGUAUAUGCAAAUAAGCAGGAAGCAAAAAAUGCAUUUAAAGCGCUUCUGGAAUCUGUGAAUGUUCAUUCUGAUUGGUCGUGGGAACAGGCAAUGAGAGAAAUCAUCAAUGAUAAAAGAUAUAAUGCCCUGAAAACACUUGGUGAGCGAAAACAAGCUUUCAAUGAGUAUUUGGGCCAAAGGAAGAAGAUAGAGGCUGAAGAGAAGCGCAUAAAACAGAAAAAAGCCCGCGAAGAAUUCACAAAGAUGUUAGAAGAAUGCAAGGAGCUAACAUCAUCCACAAGAUGGAGCAAAGCUAUAAGUAUGCUUGAAAAUGAUGAACGAUUCAAUGCUGUUGAAAGAGUAAGAGACCGGGAAGAUUUAUUUGAAAGCUACAUGGUGGAACUUGAGAGAAAGGAAAAGGAAAAUGCUGCUGAGGAACACCGGCGGAAUUUAGCAGAAUAUAGGAAAUUUCUGGAGUCCUGUGAUUUUGUGAAGGUGAAUAGUCAUUGGCGAAAAAUCCAAGAUCGGCUAGAGGAUGAUGAUAGAUGCUUACUACUUGAAAAACUUGACCGCUUGGUUGUUUACCAGGACUAUAUUCGUGACUUGGAGAAGGAGGAAGAGGAACACAAAAGGAUACAGAAGGAACGAAUCCGUCGGGGUGAAAGGAAAAACCGUGACGCAUUUCGCAAGUUGCUGGAAGAGCAUAUUGCUGAUGGAGUUCUUACUGCUAAAACACAAUGGCGAAAUUAUUGCUUGAAGGUGAAAGAGUUGCCUCAAUAUCAAGCUGUUGCAUCAAAUACAUCUGGUUCUACUCCGAGAGAUUUAUUUGAGGAUGUCUUUGAAGAUCUUGAAAAGAAGUAUCAUGAAGACAAGACACUCAUAAAAGACACACUGAAGUCAGGCAAGAUCACUGUAGUGACUACAUCAGUAUUUGAGGACUUCAAGUCUGCUGUAUUAGAAGAAGCUGCUUGCGAAACAAUAUCGGAAAUCAAUUUCAAGCUUUUAUUUGAAGAGUUAGUAGAGAGAGCGAAGGAGAAGGAGGAGAAAGAAGCUAAGAAACGCCAACGCCUUGCUGACGACUUUACUAACUUGUUAUAUUCAUUCAAGGAAAUUACUAUUACUUCAAUAUGGGAGGAUUGCAAGCCACUUUUUGAGGAGACACAAGAGUACAAGUCAAUUGGGGACGAAAGCUCUAGUAGAGAAAUUUUUGAAGAAUACAUUACAUACUUAAAGGAAAAAGCUAAAGAGAAGGAACGCAAGCGUGAAGAAGAAAAGGCCAAGAAGGAAAAAGAAAGAGAAGAGAAAGAGAAACGGAAAGAGAAGGAGAAAAAAGAGAAGGACAGAGAACGUGAGAAAGAAAAAUCAAAGGAACGACAUAAGAAAGAUGAAUCAGAUAGUGAUAAUCAAGACAUUAGUGACAGCCAUGGUUAUAGAGAGGAGAGGAAAAAAGAUAAGGAAAAGGAAAGGAAGCAUCGGAGAAGGCAUCAGAGCAGUAUAGAUGACGUGGAUUCUGAAAAAGACGAGAAGGAAGAGUCAAGAAAAUCGCGUAGACAUGGAAGUGAUCGCAAGAAGUCUAGGAAGCAUGCAAACUCUCCUGAUUCAGACAACGAGAGUCGGCAUAAAAAACACAAGAGGGAGCACGGGGAUGGUUCUAGGAGAACCGGAUUGAAUGACGAUCUUGAAGAUGGGGAGCUCGGUGAUGAUGGAGAGGUUUAGUUUACUACUUAGUCCCUAACCUUUUUGCAAUGAUGAGAUAUAGAAUUUCACCUACAUCAUUUGGAGAAUAUUGACUUUCAUUGUCCAACAACUUUGUUAUUUUUCAUCUCGGGACAAUUGUGAAUUUAGGAGGAUUAUGUAAAAAUGAAAUCUUUUAGUUCUCGUUAUAGAUUUAUCGAUUCUAUGUAAACUCUGUACCAAUUUUUUUUUUGUUGAAGUUUUCUUUGUACCAAGUUUAAUGUGAACUACAUAUCUUCAAAUUUCAAUGACAUUGCAAACUUAAUAUUUGCA